AUGGCAUCUGCAAGCAAUAUUCUCACGCUCGUCAGUUCUCUCGCGCUGCGCCUGAGCAUCUGGAUCUUCCUGCGAUGGAUUCCGACCACAGUCGUUCCGCCGCUCGCUGCCGCGCUCACCGCCAUCUACAUACCCUCCUUCUUCGCCAGCUUCCAGGACACGGCCGAGUACAAGGUGAUAUCAGACGAGCUGGACAUCAUCGUCAAAGACACCAUCGACCGCGACUCGGGCACUGAAGCCGAGCUUAUCGAAGGCGCCGAAGAUGGCCCUCUGCAGGAGCUCGACGUCCAGGAGACGAUCCAGUACGAGGAGCGGCAGCCCAAGAUCCUGAGGACCCUGCUCACCGGCCUGCCGAGCCCCUCGUCGGCGCUGUGGAGCUGGGUCACGUUCGGCAUCAACAUGGCGCUGCUUGCCAUGGCCCUCGACGUCGUCUACCGCGCGCCUCUGCUCCACGACUGCCACAACGCGUCGUUUGGACGCGUCGGCUACGUGUCCGACCACAGCGCCAGCGUCCUGGUGCGCGAGCCUUAUGCGCACGACGUCAAGGUCCUCUACCGCUCCGUCGACGACAUGGACCGCUCUUGGAUGCACAAGACCCUCUACGCAAGCCAGCCUGAGCACUGGCUCACCAACGACACCGACUUCACCUCCGUCAUCAGCCUCGACCACCUGCGCUCCGACACGCCGUACGAGUACGUCAUCAACACCUCGAGCGGCAACAAGACCGGCACCUUCACCACGGCGCCGCGUCCUGGUCGCAUCUCGGCCUUCAAGGACAACAAGUACACGUUCGUCCACUCCAGCUGCAUCAAGCCUCGAGUCCCCUACACACCCUUCCAGCACCCGCUCGAAUUUCCCGGCAUGAAGCAUCUCGCAGACUGGCUGCACGAGCUGAAGCCCUACUUUAUGCUUUUCCUGGGCGACUUCAUCUACGUCGACGUACCUCACCGACAGGGCACCGACGCAGAGACCUACCGGCGCGAGUAUCGCCAGGUCUAUUCGUCGCCAUCUUGGCCUGCCGUCAGCGACAACCUGCCCUGGAUCCACGUCAUCGACGACCACGAGAUCCAGAAUGACUGGAACGGGAACAUGACUGGCGUUGCUGUCCCGGCGUACGACGCCUUCAUGCACUAUAACGCCGCACCCAACCCUCCUGCUCACCGCACGGGCGCCACAUACUUCUCGUUCACGCAGGGCCCAGCCGAGUUCUUCCUUCUCGACACGCGCCGCUAUCGCAGCCCCAGCAACAAGAACCCCAACGACCCGGACAAGACCAUGCUCGGCGCCACCCAGCUGGACGAUCUACUCACCUGGAUCCACAAGGAGCCCCCGCGAGGCGUGCAUUGGAAGAUCAUCGUCACCGGCAUUCCCUUCACCAAGAACUGGCAAUUUGGCUCUGAAGACACAUGGGGUGGACACCUCGUCGAGCGCCGACGCGUUUUGGAAGCCGCCUGGGAACACUCGUCGACCCACGGCGUCGGCGUCGUAGUCCUCAGCGGCGACCGCCACGAGUUUGCCGCCACUUCGUUCCCGCCACCUGCAGGGGGCCGCUGGCCGAUCAGCGCAACGGUGCACGAGUUCAGCACGAGCCCCCUGAGCAUGUUCUACCUGCCGGUCAGGACGUACAAGGAGAUGGACGACGAGGACGUCACUGUCAAGUACCUGCCAGACGGCAACAGCAAGUUUGGCGCGGUGGAGAUCACAACGCCAGUGCACGGAGAGCAGAGCCAUCUAAACUACAGGCUGUUCAUCGACGGAAAGGAGGCGUGGACACAUCUCAUCUCGACACCGCCGAGCAAGGAGGGAAGCCACAGGGCGAGAGAUGCCGUGUGGGGAUAG
This is a messenger RNA of Ascochyta rabiei, 1839 nucleotides long. RefSeq names its product Alkaline phosphatase. Bases 1 to 1839 code for a protein of 612 amino acids. NCBI's taxonomy places the organism in Eukaryota, Fungi, Ascomycota, Dothideomycetes, Pleosporales, Didymellaceae. The record is from RefSeq and is a predicted model, not a curated record. The transcript has 3 exons.